AUGAAAAAAUAUUUCGCCACAAAACAUAAUGAUGAUUGGAGAGAAUAUGUUAAGAAUGAAAAAUUUAGUGAAAAGUUACUUCUCGAACAAGAAACUAGCAAAAAGAGUGUAAAGAAACCUAAUACAAGUGAUCUGAUUCAAAAACUUCAAACCACCAAAUCUGUAGAGAAAAAAAAUAUUGUUAGAGGAAACAAAAAUGUUAAAAAACCUUAUGUUAUCGUAAAGAAAAGUGAUUCUCCUGUGACAGGUAUAGAGUUCAGUACCAUGGACGGGUCACAUAUUUCAUUCAUCUCAGUUUACCUUGAUUAUGACAAUUUCCAAGAUUACACCUGUGAACGAGAGAUAACAAUCGGCAUUAGCCUUGUAACAUUAGGCAAGGUAUUAAAUCAAGCGAGUGACAAUGAUACCUUAACCCUAAAACUUAAAGAAAAUACUACUGAUAGAUUAUAUGUGAUAUUUAUAAAUCCUGACAAUAGUAAAGAGACCAAAUAUGAGAUCGGGUUACUUGAUAUCGACCAGGAGCAAAUUGAUAUACCAGCAGUUGUAUACAAUGUAUUUAUUGAAAUAGCAUCCGGUGAGUUUAAAAGAAUAUGCCAAGAUCAAACAAUCGCAGGAGAUCACCUAACCAUAACUACUAAUCAAGAAACAGAGGUUGUGAAUUUAAAUAUGAAGGAUGAUAUUAACAUCAGGUGUACAACUAAACUAGAAAAAAAUGAUAGCAUUACAAAUAAUAAGAUAACGAUCAUGAUAGGAGAAAAUAUCAACAUGUCAUUUUCUCUAAAAUAUCUGAUAAGUUUCACCAAGGCAUCUAUAUUGUCUCAACAG
Molecule: messenger RNA, 825 nt
Organism: Racocetra persica
Lineage: Eukaryota; Fungi; Glomeromycota; Glomeromycetes; Diversisporales; Gigasporaceae
Source: the annotation of a GenBank genome assembly